UCUGCCCUCUUGUGGCCGUAGUCAACUUUUACAGCCGACACAGGAGACGCAUCACUCGUUUAGCUGGAAAGUGCAACUAUGGAAGGAGUAACUUGGAUGUUGACAGCGGACAUCGACCCAAUUUUUGCCGUUAUUAACUGUACCUCUACAAAGGGGUGAGUAGUGCUGUGCUGCCGCCUGCAGAAGUAGGAUGAGUCCUUGCGGCUCGGACUGAGUCACAUUGUGUUUGGAUGGUCAAUAGUCGAGGAAGCCUCAUUAGUGUAUUUGAACAGACGUGUUUUAACCAGGAUUCUGCUGUCAGUGUGUGGCCACACUUUCACUCUGCUGACACUGGGGAUUCCCCUGUCAGUAUGCCUCACAAGAGCAAAAAAGAAAAGGAAUCCUCCAAAUCUGGAAGAUCUAAGAAAUCUGGAAGUAAAAAUGGGUCUUCAGGUGACCAAGAAGGCGCCAGUAAGAAAGUGCCUCCUGCAACUCAGCUGAUGAGGGUAAAGCAGCCAGGGUCACAAUCGGCCAUGAAGCGGGAGAAGAGGUUCAGCACAUCCUCUUUCCCCCUAAGUGCUAACAGAGAGCUACAGAAGCUACCCGAACUAGCCGAUGUGGCCCCUGCGGAACAGGAGAAGCUCUUCAUCCAGAAGCUGCGACAGUGCUGUGUUCUUUUUGACUUCCUGUCCGACCCAUUGAGUGACCUGAAAUGGAAGGAAGUGAAGCGGGCAGCUCUGAGCGAAAUGGUGGAGUACAUUACCCACAACAGGAAUGUCAUCACAGAGCCCAUCUACCCGGAGGUGGUUCACAUGUUUGCUGUGAAUAUGUUUAGAACAUUGCCUCCAUCAUCCAACCCAACUGGAGCAGAGUUUGAUCCUGAGGAGGAUGAGCCAACACUUGAAGCUGCAUGGCCACACCUCCAGCUUGUCUACGAAUUUUUCCUUAGGUUUUUAGAAUCCCCUGACUUUCAGCCUAACAUAGCGAAGAAAUACAUCGACCAGAAGUUUGUUAUGCAGCUCCUAGAACUAUUUGACAGCGAGGAUCCCAGAGAGAGAGACUUCCUCAAAACCACCCUCCACAGGAUCUAUGGAAAGUUCCUGGGGCUGAGAGCAUACAUCAGAAAACAGAUCAAUAACAUUUUUUAUAGGUUUAUCUAUGAGACAGAGCACCAUAAUGGUAUAGCUGAACUACUGGAAAUACUUGGAAGCAUAAUCAAUGGAUUUGCCUUACCACUAAAAGAAGAGCACAAGAUUUUCCUGUUGAAGGUUUUAUUGCCUCUGCACAAAGUUAAAUCACUCAGUGUCUACCAUCCACAGCUGGCCUACUGCGUGGUGCAGUUUUUGGAAAAGGACAGCACUCUAACUGAGCCGGUGGUAAUGGCUCUACUAAAGUACUGGCCAAAGACUCACAGCCCCAAGGAGGUGAUGUUCCUCAAUGAACUGGAGGAGAUCUUGGAUGUGAUUGAGCCCUCUGAAUUUGUUAAGGUGCAGGAGCCUCUCUUCAGACAGUUGGCCAAAUGUGUUUCCAGCCCCCACUUCCAGGUGGCAGAGAGAGCCCUGUACUACUGGAACAACGAGUACAUCAUGAGUCUGAUCAGUGACAACGCAGCAAAGAUUCUGCCAAUUAUGUUCCCCGCUUUGUACCGCAACUCAAAAACUCACUGGAACAAGACCAUCCACGGCCUCAUCUACAACGCUCUGAAGCUUUUCAUGGAAAUGAAUCAAAAGCUUUUUGAUGAUUGCACACAGCAGUACAGGGCUGAGAAAAACAAGGAGAAGGCAAAGUCAAAAGAACGUGAAGAGGCUUGGCUCAAGAUUGAGAACCUCGCCAAAUCAAAUCCACAGUUCUCUAUGUAUGUUCAUUCCUCUGACCUCAAUAGUCCUGUAGCAAUGGAGACGGAUGUCCCUUUGAUAGAAGAUGUUCAGAGGUUAAAAAAGACAGUUGAGGAGGGCGCAACUCAGUUGCAGCAUGACCAGCGGAAAGAGCGGCCCAUGAUGCGACGCAAAUCAGAGUUGCCUCAGGAUAUCUACACCACAAAAGCCUUGGAGUCCCACCGCAGAGCUGAAGACAUGUUGACCACCCACGACGGACUCUAGGUCCCACCAUCUGCUGGCUCUUGGUUCAGUUAACCCUCCUACACUCUACAGCCAUGGACAUCUUUUUUGCCCGGGUGCCAGAGUUACACUGGCGAUCCAAGCUGGGCUUUCCACCCCCAACUCCCCCAUCAGUUUCCCCCAGAAUAUUUAGUUCUCCUUAUUCCUGCUGCUCCAGAACAGAAAACCUGUAUCCACCUCCUUCAGAUUUCUUCUUUCUCAGGUUUUUUUUUUCCCUUUAUUUGAAGAGGAGUAGGAGUAUGUUUGUGUGACUUUUAGCCCUGUAUUUUCCAGUCACUUUCCUCAUUUGUUCACCUUCCACUCUCCUCUCACAUCACGGUGCGCUCACUGUAAUUGUGGAACCUGAGAGUACAGACAGCACAACACAGGUUCUUCAUUCCUUCUUACAAAUGUGUUCACAAUGGCUGGAUAUGGAAAACUAGGACCUGCCUGACUAAAUGUCUAAGGAUCGUCUCUUGGUCUUUUCUCUGUUUUCUUUCAAAGGGAACAAAAACAGACCUUAUUGUUCAGAUGAAAGACACAACUUUCUGUUACCUGUUGUACGUUUUCUUUAUUUUUGCUCUAACACGCAUCUUGUCAGUGCCAAGACUGUUGUGUUCUGUUUGUUUCAUGUUUGUAUCCGUGACUUUAACAGGGUCACCUGCCUUUGUUUCCAGUCACUGGUGUUUUUGAUUUUUUUUUUUUUUUUUUUUUGGCAGGGGGGCCUGUUUUGUUUUUGGUUUUUUUUCUCUCCCCCACUUAAGACUAAACUGAGGCCUGUCCUUAGCCUUGCGAUCUCCAGAAAAGACGGCUAGUAAAGAUUUAAGUUGUCCUGUGGACAUCUUGACACUUCUCAUUUAUUGUUUUGUGCCAUAUGCCGCUCUUUUGUAUGCUUGCUUCCUUACAUUCAUUGGCAAUAUUUAACAACCAGACCACGGCAAUGUCUACAGUUUAAACAAUGGUAUUGAAUGAAAACUGUGUAUUUGCUGCCUAUGUUGUUGUAGCAUGCUGAAUAGAAAAAUGCAGAGCAUGGCACAUUCAGGAUGAUAUGAGAUAGGGUAUAAAUAAAUUAUAUAAGAAGAAUAGGGAAAAUGUAAAGGGAAUGUAAUAGAGUGAGUUCUUCCUGUGUUGAAUGGAGGAGGAGGUACAGAUUUGUACUGUUAUAACACCUGCAAACUCCACUUGCUUUUUAGCAUUACUCAGCACAUUUGCUCAUUGCUUUUUUGGGGGUUUGAUACCCUCCAAGAAGUAGAUAUGGAAUUAGUUUAUGAAAUAUAAGUUAUUCACAGAUUUAUUUUUUUUUUAAAGACCUGCCACAAAUGUUACCAAAUAUAAAGAUGUAGCAUGUUUGUUUUGCUACCAUUCCGAAUCUCACUUUUCUGAUUUGUAGGUUUUAUAAAUUGUAUCCUUCUCAGUGAGGAAGAUUUUAAAGUUUGGGAAAUAUUUUCCAAUCAGUACCAUUGUUUAAACUAUGGAGGUCUGCUAGAUGUCUUCAUAUUCGAUGUGUUGUAUUUCAUUGUAUUGUCUCUGGAGGUUAGUAGUGUGGAUGUCAGGUUUUGGAUUUUUUAAUUUUUUUUUGGCUGUUCAGAAUGCCUAGUGCUGAAACACACUAGUGCGAAAUGGCCACAAAAAUACCAGAUGCUGAAAAUAAACUGACAUUGUGACUUGGCUUGUUAACUGUAUUAAUACUGUAUUUGCUUGAACGCAAAAAGAUGUAAAUUAAAACUACCAUGUUAAACAUGUACAUUUUACCCUGGAGGAAUGCCAUUCACCAAACUGAUUUCUGUUUAUGAAACAGUCCUGCUUGCUGGGAGAGAUGUUUUAAUGAAUUCGAAUGAGUUUUGAGUCAGAAAUGUCAGAGGUUUCUUUUUAGUGCUGAAAAACAAGUCAACCGUGACGAUAAGAGAUGAUUUUAAAAUGAUUUGGCGGCUUGUUCUCUUCUGCAGGAUCUUUUCAAAUCUUUUAAUUUUAACAUAUUAUUUCCAAAACAUAACUUAAAGUGUCCUUUUUGUAUGUGACCUGUACUAUAUGCUUCAUUUAAUAUUGUAUAUAUGAGUUACCUUGUUUCAUGUAGUGUUAUAUAUCUAGAUUAAUUUUGUACAAAUUGUCCCUCUGUACAGAAUAAAACAUCAAUAGCAAGUGAAAGAAGUCAAUCUGGCACAUACCAUCUUAUUGCUCCUCUUUUUGGCUGUACUUUGAGCAUCAUGAGAAUUUAGAAAAUGGGGCUUAUUUUUAUUAUUAAAAACUGCAAAGUUUCCUCCCUCCACUAAAUAACUGAAAAAUAUCCAUCCCCAUUGUGUGAUCCUAUCCCUGUCUUUAGUGGUGUAAAAACUAUUAAAUGAAUAAAGAGAUUAUUUGAAUA
Molecule: messenger RNA, 4437 nt
Organism: Archocentrus centrarchus (flier cichlid)
Lineage: Eukaryota; Metazoa; Chordata; Actinopteri; Cichliformes; Cichlidae
Gene: ppp2r5ca
Product: protein phosphatase 2, regulatory subunit B', gamma a
Exons: 16
Coding region: 231-2078 (615 amino acids)
Biological process (GO): signal transduction; protein dephosphorylation
Cellular component (GO): nucleus; protein phosphatase type 2A complex; cytosol
Molecular function (GO): protein phosphatase activator activity
Source: RefSeq, a predicted model, not a curated record